AAAGCCCGUGAUAAACACCCGCAGAAACAGGGCUUGGUUCUGUCAGACUUCAUCCACAUAAAAGCCCAGGCUGCCAUUGGAGAGUCCGUUGGAAAGAGCGAACAAGACGCAGACGCAGGAGAUAUCGCAGGAAGGCGCCGACGAAACGCAGUGUCCAUCACUUCAGCUGAUGUAACCAGACAGCUUAUGUUGGAGUUAGUUAUUUUACAAUAGCAACUUGGUCAAAAAAAGACACAAAAGAAGGAGAGAAAAUGGGACAUUCCGCAAUACCUAUAUUGAUGGCUGUAUUGUCCUACUGCGUUUGGGAGAACGUCGAGGCUCUGGCCAUGACCGAGGUGAACGGGCCGGGCCCCCAGGUGAUAGAGCCACAGAUUGCCAUGUUCUGUGGCCGCCAGCUCCUGCACAUGAACCCACAGAAUGGCCAGUGGGAGCCGGAUCCUCAGGGCCGCAAGGACUGCUUCAAAGAGCCCAGCGAAAUCCUGUCCUACUGUCAGGAGAUGUACCCAGCUCUUCCAAUCUCCCAUGUAGAAGAGUCAAAAAGUCCUGUCACCAUCUCCUACUGGUGUAAGAAAGGCUGGGGCCACUGCCAGACACGCCCCUUCAUAGUCGUGCCCUACCGCUGUCUAGAGGGCGAGUAUGUGAGCGAGGCCCUGCUGGUUCCUGACCGAUGCCGUUUCCUCCACCAGGAGCAGAUGGAUGCCUGUGAGAGUUACGUGUACUGGCACAACAUUGCCAAGGAGGCAUGCACUGCAGACAGUCUGGAGCUCCACAGCUAUGGGAUGCUUUUGCCAUGUGGAGACCAUUUCCGGGGUGUCGAGUAUGUGUGUUGCCCAGGCAGAGGGAGCUCCAGUGGCAAAGGAGAUACAGAGGAAAGAGAAAUCCCCGCUGGUCCUCAAACAUUCACAUCCCAGACCAGUGGAAAACUCAAUUCUGUCGUCAAAGUGACAGCCCCCACUCCGAGCCCUUCUCCCGACACAGACAUGGACGAAGCCGAUAUGGAAGAAGAAGAUGAUGAGGUGGUGGAGGAAGAGGAGGAGGAAGAGGAGGAGGAGGAAGUUGAUGAGGAGGAGGUGGAAGAGGAGGAGGAGGAGGAGGAGGUGGCAAUAGCUGUGAAAGACCCAGAGGAGUAUGAGUAUCCGAUUGACUCAGGUCCUUACCAGAUGUCAGACUAUCUGGACUCCUACUACGAGAAAAGCAACAAACCCACCACCUCGGUACCUCUGAUGAGGGGAGACAGCUUGACUACACCUCGCCCCACAGAUGGUGUUGAUGUUUAUUUUGAGAAGCCAGUGGAUGACACUGAGCAUGCCAACUUUCUGCGUGCCAAAACAGACCUGGAGGAGCGAAGAAUGAAGAGCAUCAAUGAGAUCAUGAAGGAAUGGGCAGAGGCAGACAACCAGUCAAAGAAUCUGCCAAAGUCAGAGCGACAGGCCCUUAACGAGCACUUCCAGUCUGUGCUGCAGACGCUGGAGGAGCAGGUUGCUGGUGAGAGGCAGAGGCUCGUGGAGACUCAUCUUGUCAGAGUAGAGGCCAUACUCAACAACAAUCGUCGCCUGGCCCUGGAGAAUUACCUGACUGCCGUACAGUCUGAUCCCCCUCAGCCGGAGCGUGUGCUGCAGGCUCUGAAGCGAUACAUGGCUGCAGAGCAGAAGGACCGCAGGCACACACUCAGGCAUUACCAGCAUAUUGUGGCUGUCGACCCCCAGAAGGCUGAGCAGAUGAAAUUCCAGGUGUACACACAUCUCCAUGUGAUCGAGGAGAGGAUGAACCAGAGUCUUGGACUGCUAUACAAGGAUCCUACCUUAGCAGAGGAGCUUCACAAUGAUAUCCAAGAGCUGGUCAAGGCAGAACGAGGAGACAUCAGUGAGCUCAUGACCACUUCCUUCUCUGAGACCCGCACUACUGAGGAGCUUUUGCCUGCUGAGAGCGAGGAGGAGAAGGAUGAUGAGGAAGAAGAGGAGAGAGCCUUCCAAAAUAGGCCUUAUCCUCCACACAUUGAAGUGCAGUCUAAUAAGAAAGUGUCUGCAGUAGAUGAAUAUGAUUAUACCACAUCUGAGAGAGGCCCUACUUAUGAAUAUGAGGAAAAGAUCAACACUUCUGCAGAGCUCAAGCAGGUAGUCUAUAAGCCUGCUGAGAUCGAGAGAGAUGAACUGCAACCUGAUGCCUUGGAGACGUUUAACCGUGGCGCCAUGGUGGGGUUGCUGGUGGUGGCCGUGGCGAUUGCCAUGGUGAUGGUAAUUAGCCUGUUGCUGGUGCGCAGGAAGCCGUACGGCACUAUCAGUCAUGGCAUUGUAGAGCAGGUCGACCCCAUGCUGACUCCAGAAGAACGACAGCUCAACAAAAUGCAAAACCACGGCUAUGAAAACCCCACUUACAAAUUCUUUGAACAGAUGAACUGAGACACUGGGGCUGCCAACAAGUCAUGCCCGAGUCCAACCACUUGUUUUGUCCCUCUACUCUUCCUUACAGUGGUCUCCCAGCCACACUCCCUGUGACGGAUUUAUGAUGUGUUGCAAAUAUAAAAUAACUGAAUAAGUACGGGAUACAUCCCAAACCC
This is a messenger RNA of Thunnus maccoyii (southern bluefin tuna), 2557 nucleotides long. It is a transcript of the gene aplp1, whose product is annotated as amyloid beta (A4) precursor-like protein 1. The record is from RefSeq and is a predicted model, not a curated record. The coding region runs from base 252 to 2399 and encodes 715 amino acids. NCBI's taxonomy places the organism in Eukaryota, Metazoa, Chordata, Actinopteri, Scombriformes, Scombridae. Gene Ontology annotation, biological process: central nervous system development; axonogenesis. The transcript has 17 exons. Gene Ontology annotation, molecular function: alpha-2A adrenergic receptor binding; heparin binding; alpha-2B adrenergic receptor binding. Gene Ontology annotation, cellular component: plasma membrane; Golgi apparatus.